CGAAUAUAAUCAUACUCCAAACAUUAAUGGCGAUAAAGCAAUGCAUGUUUUUAGUGAUAAAGCUAGAGAAUUUCCCACAUAUGGAGUUAGAAAUAGGAGUAAUACAAUACAUACACCUUCUCUUUCAACCUGGAAUUCUGCCGGCAAACUUGUGAAGUCCCGUCCCCAUAUCUUUUCCUUCAAAUCCCACUAUGCUCAAGGUGUGUGCACACCGUGUGGUAAAAGAAUAAAGUUUGGCACACGCGUUAUGAAAUGCAAGGACUGCAAAGCGGUUUGUCAUGCCGAAUGUCACAUCCAAGUGCCCGUACCUUGCAUACCAGUGUCCAAUACACCUAAAGGCAAACAGGGACAGCACCAUUUAACAGAAUACAUUCCCGGAAAUCCUCCCUAUAUUCCUGCAAUAGUUAUACAUUGUAUAUAUGCGAUUGAGUGUCGUGGUAUGAAGGAGGUGGGAUUGUACAGGGUCCCAGGUUCGGAGAGGGAAGUCAAGGAUCUUAAAGAAAAAUUUCUCCGAGGAAAGGGGCCUCCUUGUUUGUCUAAUCUACAGGACAUAAAUGUUAUAUGUGGGUGUUUAAAAGACUUCUUAAGGAACUUGAGUGAACCCUUGAUUACUAAAGCAUUUUGGCAAGAAUUUGUUAAUGCUGCAGGUGUAAGAAAUAAGGAUCCGGUUAGUGGAACAACCCUUUUAUAUCAGCUGGUAGAAAGGUUACCUUUAGCUAAUAGAGAUACGCUAUCAUUCCUUAUGCUUCAUUUGCAAAAAGUGGCAGCAGUAAAUGAAAAUAAGAUGCCGAUAUCCAACCUAGCUACAAUAUUUGCCCCAUCCAUUGUUGGUUAUAGUUUACCCGAACCCACGCCAUACUCUGUCUUAAACGAUUAUCAUAAGCAAUCUUUGGUUGUUGAACAGCUUCUCUUAUUACCCACAUCUUUUUGGAACAAGUAUAUUGACACAGACGCCCUAGUCCCUAUUAUAAAAACGCCUCCUAGACCCAUUUCAAAAGCGAAUUUGAUCCACCCCAAUGCUAACAGAGACGAUAAUACUCCUAAUAAAAAUAAGGUUGGAUCGUCUAUCAGACUGCCGAACAAAUUUUUCACGUCGCCUAAAGUUACUACACCUUAUUAAAUCUUAUGUAAUCGUGAAUUACAUUUUGUAAUUUAUAUAUAUAUACAACCAUUUUGUUAUACGGAAA
Molecule: messenger RNA, 1187 nt
Organism: Gordionus sp. m RMFG-2023
Lineage: Eukaryota; Metazoa; Nematomorpha; Gordioida; Chordodea; Parachordodidae
Product: rac GTPase-activating protein 1-like
Exons: 10
Coding region: 41-1120 (359 amino acids)
Biological process (GO): mitotic cytokinesis; Rho protein signal transduction; mitotic spindle midzone assembly
Cellular component (GO): midbody; cleavage furrow; spindle midzone
Molecular function (GO): GTPase activator activity
Source: RefSeq, a predicted model, not a curated record